Messenger RNA from Drosophila obscura, 1046 nucleotides. RefSeq lists its product as uncharacterized. NCBI's taxonomy places the organism in Eukaryota, Metazoa, Arthropoda, Insecta, Diptera, Drosophilidae. The coding region runs from base 56 to 1027 and encodes 323 amino acids. The record is from RefSeq and is a predicted model, not a curated record. The transcript has a single exon.
CCAAUUGGCAAACACAAAUAAAAUAACUUCAAAUUGCAAAUCGCAAUGCCAUAAAAUGCCAUGGAAGAGCAUAUAUAAUCGAUCAGAAUGGCUGCGAGAAAUGGCCGAACGGGCACCACUCAACUUAAAGAAAGAGCCACAGGAAGAAGUGCAAAACGAAAUGGAAAAUGUGAUCCGCGUAAAAAAGAAAUCGUCGGCAGUGGCAAAGCGAAUUAAAAAGGAGCCAACAGAUAUAAAAAAGGAGGCAGUUCCAAAAACUAGAAAAAGAAAGGCCACAGAAAAGAAUGCAGCGGCAGCGGCAGCAGUUUCAAAAAACAUAAAAAAGGAGCCUGCGCAGACAGUUUUAAAAACUAGAGUAAGGAACGCAGCGGCGAAAGCCGAGCCCCCCGAUGAGGCGCCAAAACAAGAGACACAGUCGAGCAUCUCGAGUCCAAGGCGAAAGAGGAAUCGGAACACCCGCAACCAGGAAAACUGGAUACCCAAUUCGCGCGCCUUCUCCGCGGGCGUGGUGGAUGAUAUUAUGUCCAGGCUACAUAAUAAUCUGAAUGAUCUGACGCGCACCGAGCUCAGGUCACUGAAGCAGGUGCAGGCGCUUUGGGAGCAGAAAUUCAAUGUGGAGGAACGAAAGCCCGAGUCCAAUCGAACAUCGUCGCCACCGCCGAAACGCAAAUACAAACCGACGCAAAAGAAGACACCCAAGGGCAAGAAGGUCUGGAAGCCGGCCAAAGAGCGGGGCAGCCUCUAUGAAGAUGUGGAAAGGGGUGUCAACUACUGGCAUUGGGAUGAUCUGGAAGACAAUGAAAUCGUUGAGAAUCGUAUUUGCGUACCGCCCCUGAAGAACAAGUUUGGCUGCCGUCGGUUCGAUAUUAUGAUGCCAGCGUUUGCCAUGAAGCGGAAUUUGGUCCAGCCGCUGUUCAAUAUGGAGCUGCUGGAGAGGAUUAUGUCGCCGCCACUGGAGGAGGGCACGAAACUAUUGCAGCAAGUCGUCGAUGAGAUGCUCCUUCAGUAUCAGCAGGGACUAACAUAGUCCCAUUGUUAAUUUCCUU